Molecule: messenger RNA, 856 nt
Organism: Cryptomeria japonica (Japanese cedar)
Lineage: Eukaryota; Viridiplantae; Streptophyta; Pinopsida; Cupressales; Cupressaceae
Product: major strawberry allergen Fra a 1.07
Exons: 2
Coding region: 86-568 (160 amino acids)
Biological process (GO): abscisic acid-activated signaling pathway; defense response
Cellular component (GO): cytoplasm; nucleus
Molecular function (GO): abscisic acid binding; signaling receptor activity; protein phosphatase inhibitor activity
Source: RefSeq, a predicted model, not a curated record
CAUACACCACACCCCAAUCCACUCAAACAGAAGGGAAGCCCUUUCUAAGAAGAGUUUGUUGUAGAAAUCUUGAGAUAAAGAGAAGAUGGUGGCAGGAAGUUUCAGUAUUGAGAUGGAGUCUCCAGUGGAGGCAAAAAGGCUGUGGAAAGCAACUGUGGACUCCCACAACUUAUUGCCAAAGCAAGCACCAGGCCUCAUAUCAGACAUCACACUUGUUCAAGGUGAUGGAGGAGUUGGCACCAUUCGACACGUUAAGUUCACUCCAGCUAACAAGGAUUUCAGCUAUGUGAAAGAGAAAGUGGACUUAAUUGAUGAGGCCAACCUGGUCUAUGGUUACAGCCUUGUGGAAGGAGGAAUGCUGGGCCAAAAAGUGGCGUCAGUAAGCCACAAGGUUAAAUACACCCCCAAAGCAGGGGGUGGAGCCAUUAGUACUUAUUCCUGCAACUAUGAUAGCCUCCCUGGUGUUCCCCAUGAUGAAGCCAAAAUUGAGGAGAUCAAGGCCAAUAGCACUGGUUUGUUCAAGCAGGUGGAGGAAUAUCUGAUUGCCAAUCCCACUGUAUACUGCUAGAAUCAUCAUGAUCCCCCUCUUUCUCGAUGGCAGUAGCGCCACUUGCUCAAUAAAAACGUAUAUGUAUCUCAUAGUGAUAAAACUACUAGGAUUCCCCUCUUUCCCAGUAAAAAUAUGUGUCUUAAUUAUACAGACAUGAUCAUGAUCAUGUAAUUAUUCAAUUAUGGUCAUGUAAUUUUGAAAUAUGAGUAUAGUUUGUCUUAUGGUCUUUAUAGAAAAAGGUUUCAUAAAUAUGGAUAACCGAAAUAAUCUAUCAUUUGCUGUAAAUCAGAACUAAAAUUUAUGAUA